AUGCAGUGGGAUGCCAUCACGGAGAUGGAUGAACACAACCGGCCUAUCCACACUUUCCAGGUGUGCAACGUGAUGGAGCCAAAUCAGAACAACUGGCUUCGCUCCAACUGGAUCUCUCGGCAGGCUGCCCAGAAGAUCUACGUUGAGCUUCGCUUCACUCUGCGUGACUGCAAUUCCAUCCCUUGGGUGUCGGGAACCUGCAAAGAGACCUUCAACCUCUUCUAUCACGAGACGGACGAAGCUCACGGCGUCAAGUUCAAGCCCACGCAGUACACCAAGAUCGACACCAUCGCUGCUGACGAGAGCUUUACUCAGAUGGAUCUGGGGGAUCGCAUCCUCAAGCUCAACACGGAGGUCCGGGAGGUGGGACCCAUGACCAGGAAGGGUUUCUACCUGGCUUUCCAGGACAUUGGCGCCUGCAUUGCUUUGGUUUCGGUGAGGGUUUACUAUAAGAAAUGUCCGUUCACUCUGAGGAACCUGGCCUCGUUUCCAGACACUGUUCCCCGUGUGGACUCGUCUUCGCUGGUGGAGGUGAGGGGCGCAUGCAUCGACCAUGCAGAAGAAAGAGACACGCCCAAACUGUUCUGUGGAGCUGAUGGCGACUGGUUGGUUCCACUGGGGAGGUGUGUCUGCAGCGUUGGAUAUGAGGAGAUGGAUGGCUCAUGUAUCGCGUGCCACCCGGGUUUCUACAAGGCAUUUGCCGGAAACAUCAAGUGUUCAAAGUGUCCGCCACAUAGUUUCAGUUACGCCGAAGGUUCUGCCGUCUGCCGCUGUGAGAAGGGCUUCUUCAGAGCUGAAAAAGAUCCUCCGACUAUGGCAUGCACACGCCCUCCGUCUCCUCCCCGUAACUUGAUUUUCAACCUGAACGACACCUGCCUGAUGCUGGAGUGGUCUCCUCCCAGUGACACCGGCGGCCGUCGUGACCUCACCUACAACGUCCAGUGCAAACGUUGCGGCCCCGAGCCCGACCGCUGCCAGCUGUGUGAGGAGGAGCUUCGUUUCCUGCCUCGUCCCUUAGGCCUGACCAACGCCACCGUCACCGUCAUGGAUUUCUCCGCUCACGCCAACUACACCUUCGAGAUCGAGUCGCUCAACGGGGUUUCGGACAUGAGCUCGUUCCCUCCACAGGUCGCCAUCAUCACUGUCAGCACCGAUCAGGGUGGUCCGUCUCUGGUGGGGGCUCUGAAGAAGGACUGGGCUUCCCCCAACAGCAUCGCUCUGUCCUGGCAGCAGCCGGAGCAGAUGACGCUCCUCAUCCUGGACUACGAGAUCAAAUACUACGAGAAGGAACAUGAGCAGCUGAGCUACUCUUCAACUCGCACCAAGGCUCCCAGUGUGAUCAUCUCAGGUCUGAAACCUGCUACGUGGUAUGUCUUCAGCGUACGAACCCGCUCUGCAGCCGGAUACAGCUCCUACUCACCUAAAUAUGAGUACGAAACCACAGGAGACUCCUCAGACAUCGCUUCAGACCAAGGCCAGGUGUUGGUCAUCGUCACAGCGGCAGUGGGCGGCUUCACCCUCCUCAUCAUCCUCACCCUCUUCCUCCUCAUCACCGGAAGGUGUCAGUGGUACAUCAAGGCCAAGAUGACCUCAGAGGAAAAGAGGAGGACCAAUUAUCAGAACGGCCACGUCCCGUUCCCAGGGAUAAAGACCUACGUGGACCCCGAUACAUAUGAAGACCCCACACAAGCCGUCCACGAGUUCACCAAGGAGAUUGACCCAUGCCGGAUCCGCAUCGAGAGGGUGAUCGGAGCCGGUGAGUUUGGUGAGGUUUGCAGCGGCCGACUGAGAACACCAGGGAAGAAGGAGAUUGCUGUAGCAAUAAAGACCCUGAAAGGUGGUUACGUGGAGCGUCAGAGACGAGACUUCCUGCGUGAGGCAUCGAUCAUGGGCCAGUUUGACCACCCCAACAUCAUCCGCCUGGAGGGAGUGGUCACCAAGAGCAGACCUGUGAUGAUUGUUGUGGAGUACAUGGAAAAUGGUUCACUAGACUCAUUUCUGAGGCAACAUGAUGGUCACUUCACUGUCAUCCAGUUGGUUGGCAUGCUGCGUGGCAUCGCCGCGGGCAUGAAGUAUCUGUCAGACAUGGGCUACGUUCACCGAGACCUGGCAGCACGAAACAUCCUGGUCAACAGCAACCUGGUGUGUAAAGUGUCAGACUUCGGCCUGUCCCGAGUCCUGGAGGACGACCCGGAGGCUGCUUACACCACAACGGGAGGGAAAAUCCCCAUCCGAUGGACAGCUCCUGAAGCCAUCUCAUACAGGAAGUUUUCCUCGGCCAGUGACGCCUGGAGUUAUGGCAUUGUCAUGUGGGAAGUGAUGUCAUACGGAGAACGGCCAUACUGGGAGAUGUCCAAUCAGGAUGUGAUUCUGUCCAUUGAAGAGGGCUACCGGCUGCCGGCCCCUAUGGGCUGCCCCGUGGCCCUGCACCAACUGAUGCUGCACUGCUGGCAGAAAGAGAGGAAUCAUCGGCCAAAAUUCACUGAUGUUGUUUCCUUCUUGGAUAAACUGAUCCGUAAUCCCAGCAGCCUGCUUCCACUGGUAGAUGACAUUCAGAGUCUCCCCGAGUCUCCUCUGGAUGAAAUGGACUACCCAAUGUUCAUCUCUGUUGGUGACUGGCUGGACUCCAUUAAGAUGACACAGUACAAAAGCAACUUCAUGGCAGCAGGAUAUAACACUUUAGAUUCAGUGGCAAGGAUGAGUAUUGAAGAUGUGAGGCGUAUUGGGGUGGAGCUGAUCGGCCAUCAGAGGCGGAUCAUCAGCAGCGUACAGACCCUUCGGCUUCAGCUACUGCACGAACAGGAGAAGGGUUUCCAUGUAUGAGGACGCCCUUGAACACACCCUGGGAGGGACAGAUAGAAGGGAGUGAAGUGUAGACCACUGGACAGACAGUCUAAAGCCUGUGCCUGAGUCGUAACCCCUCAUACAGCCGGACCAGUCUGUUUACGGAGGUCACUGGACAGACUACCACAGCAGACUGCCCCCUGGUCUUCCUCACAUCCAGUAGUAACAGACGUUUUUUACAGCCCUUACCCGAUACCCCUGGUUCUGCCAGACUAUUACGAGACAGCCUCAUAGACUUUUAAGACUGGCCCAGGCCCUCACUUUAGGGGAAUGUAAUGCCUUGUUGCAGCAGCAGUACUUUGUGUGUGGAGCAACAAUAUCUAGAGAUGUAGAUUUGCAAACGUAAUCUACUGAAUCUUUCGAUCCUUUCGUUUGUUCUUUUCAGAAUGGUGUGCUCAUGUAGCUGCUAUUGGGUGUGCAAUCGAAAAGUUUUUGUCCUUUGAAAAAAAAAAUAUAUAUAUAUCUUCAGUGGUUUUAUUUUAGAGUUUGAUAAUUUAUCAUGGAGGUAUUAUUUGCUUAAUUACCCUCUCUCCAGAGAAUCUGGUAGGCUAAUACUUGAAGAAAGAAGUGGGAACCAAGAUAUGGGGAUUUCUUGAAUGUUUAAAAGUGUAUAGACAAUUAAUCGAUAAUUAUUAUCAUAACCUAAUAUCUAUAUAUGUGCAGUCCUGUAUGUGAAAGCCCUAGUAAAUCUGGAUCUUAUUUAAAAUGAUUUAUUUAUGACAUUUUUUAAAAUCCAAAUCAGCAAUACAGUAUUAUGCAGUCACCUCAGUAUCUCAGAAGGAGAUGAAGAAUUGUGCAAUGAGAGAAGUCUUCUGGACGUAUAAACAUUAUGUUCACUCGCCACCGUCCACCUGUUUUUAUCGUCACGUGCGAAGCUUGCAGAGCUGGAUCAGUUGCCUUCAGAUGAAUAACCAUACAAGUCUAAUGGGACAGUUUUUUACAACUUGUGCGCUCACAGUUGUGUGAUCAGCCUGUUGUUGUUUGAUUGUGAAUGUUGCAAAUUGCCUGAAAGUACACAAUUUCCACUGUCUUAACUUAUGAAUGUUCACAUAUACUUUAUAGGUAGAUGUUUGAAAUUGUCAUCCAUCGAAGAAAAAAAUAACAUGGGGACUUAUAUGGUUGUUCAGUAGUAGGUGGAAUCCUGUCAUACACUCCUUGCUUUCUUUUCUUUUGCCUGCACACACACACUCUAAGUAUCAGUUUGCACUUCUGGGAAGUUUUCACAUCAACUCAGUCAACCAAUGAUGUCAGAGCAGAAGUCCGUCGAAAGUGCAAAGCUACUGGAUGGUAUUUCCGCCCCAGUCUGUGUUCAUCAUCAUCAUCAUCAUCGUGAAGGUGGUGGCAUUUAUAGGAAAACAAUGUACAUAAACGUAACUUGAAAUGAAAAGUGAUGGACGUACAGUAGGUGAUGCCAUGUUGUCAGAUGUUUGCCACUGGAAUGGACAUUUUUUUCUUAAUUCUCUAUGUCAAUGGUGAAUAGACAUUGCUGCAGAAUAUCUAGGAUGUGUCUAGUUGUUGAGUUUAAGGCAGCACAAGUAGCUCAAAUCUGGAAACCAGAGAUAAAGGCAGUAGUGUUAGCGGAGAGACGAGUACAUUAAGAAGAUGUAGGAGGAACGAACAGAAACAGCAGCAUCGUAACUCAUCAUGUGUCAUUCACACAUCGACAGCUAUUAACACACACACACACACACACUCUCACACAUACACACACACAGAAUGCCUUACAGUCCUUUACCCACACUAGAAAAACACUAUACCGUAUAGUUUUGGGGAAGUUUCACUCACCGGUGCAAUCACAGGACCUAGCCAUUAGUUUGAGUUGUAUUCCAUAUUCAACAAACGCCUCUCUACAGCUGUGGUUUUAUUACAAACUGGGGCUCCAUGAUUAAUGUUGGAGGCAAACUGGAUCUAGAUAUCUGUGCCUUUCUGUCACAGCGUAGGUAUAUAUCCAGGCCUUCAGGAGUAGGAAAAGCACACACACACACAUACACACACACAUACCGACGUCAACAGAACACAUCCAUACAUGCACGCACACGCUCGCCAAACCUGCUACAGAAAAUACGAAGAAUAUCAGAUGCUGUUUGUUUAGCAUGUUCUACUGCUGAGCAAUGUUAGAACGUUCUUUUGUACAAAGUACAAGUAUACUUAUAAUUCUUGUAUUUUAUUUUUUUAUAAUUUCCAAAGAGAUGUUGUAGAUCUUGCACACUGUAAGGCAGUUACAGCGAAUAUUUAUUUGCAAAUAAAGAUGAACAGUUCUGGUGGUU
Sphaeramia orbicularis (orbiculate cardinalfish) is the source of this 5111-nucleotide messenger RNA. RefSeq names its product ephrin type-A receptor 6-like. Gene Ontology annotation, molecular function: ATP binding; transmembrane-ephrin receptor activity; protein binding. The record is from RefSeq and is a predicted model, not a curated record. Lineage: Eukaryota; Metazoa; Chordata; Actinopteri; Kurtiformes; Apogonidae. Gene Ontology annotation, biological process: axon guidance; ephrin receptor signaling pathway; protein phosphorylation. The transcript has 15 exons. The coding region runs from base 1 to 2823 and encodes 940 amino acids. Gene Ontology annotation, cellular component: dendrite; plasma membrane.